AUGAAUGCUUAUCUUCUAAACAGGGCCCUUGGGUCCAUUACUCCGUCGGCCUUUCAUCUCGCGCAGACUACACGCCUUGUCCACAGCCUUGAACCAGCCCCCGGAAUCCGCUUCUCGAGCGACGACAAGGCAAACACUCAGAUAGCGACUCCAGAUGCCCUCGUUGCUCACAAAGCAGGAGCAAACGUCCUAGCCCUUGAUCAAUAUGAGGGUCGCUUCAUGGUAUCCGGCGGUGCGGAUCCAUCGAUACAUUUAUGGGAUUUGGAGGCUCGAGGCUCCGAGUUGAGCUACGUUCACGAACCUGUCGCCUCGAUCACAAAGUUCUCCCAUGACGAAGCGCAUACUCAUGCGAUUACCUCCGUCUCGAUAUAUCCAUUUGAUCCUACACCCUCCACUAUUCUCACAACCUCGCAUGACGGCACCCUUAAGCUCUCCGCCCUACAGCCAGCCAGUAUCGUACCUGUCCAUACGUUCAAGCUCGAUUGUACGCCGUAUACGCAUUCCCUGUCCUCUCAUACUAGCUCGCCUCUACUUGUUGCGGUUGGCACGUCCGAGAAAGCUGUCCGAUUGCUCGACCUGCGUUCCGGCCUAUCCACCCAUGGCCUCCCUGGCCACAGUUCAGCAGUUCUCUCAGUAUCUUGGGCACCGCAUCAGCCGCAUAUACUGGCGUCCGCCUCCACAGACAAUCGGGUUAUAAUAUUUGACAUUCGUCGAGCAGGGCACAAUUCCGCAAUUGCAACUCUUGACAUGGAAGAUGCAGUGGGCCUCGUUGCCCCAGGGAGUACUCCAACGGCAUAUCGCAGUCGCGCAGCCUUCUCACCUCACGCUCGCGCUCACAACGGUGCUGUGACAGGUGUGCGCUGGACGUCUGACGGUACCUAUCUGGUGACUUCCGGUCAAGAUUCCCGAAUCCGUGUCUGGCAAGCUGCCACUGGAGCCAACACGCUUGCACACUUUGGUCCACGGAUUCAAAAUACCUCGUCAUCUCACUUGGCAGAAAGAGCCCCGAUGCUUAUACCGCAAGGUUACAUGGGUGUAGGCCACGAAACCCUCUUAUGGGCCAACUUUAGCGACUUCGACGACCGAGGAGAAAUCUUCAUGCUGGAGCUUCGGGAGGGCUCAUUUGUCAAGCGCCUUCGGACGCCAGGUCUUCUCUCCCGCCGACCACCAGGUCAAGGACGUUCUACUGCUUUAAGUGGUGCGCGCAUCAACUCACUAGCGUGGCGUGGCAACGGAGCUUCCGGCGAAGGAAUCGAAGUGUUUUCGGCCCAUGGCGACGGGACACUCAGAGCGUGGGUGUCACGGGUGCCAGAAGAAGCGCCAAGUGAGGAGGAAGAGAUGGAGCAAGCUACUCUCAAGCGUAAACGUGAUGUACUGGACGAGAUAUACCAAGGCUUCCUCUCCACUUAG
This is a messenger RNA of Aspergillus calidoustus, 1410 nucleotides long. The record is from the annotation of a GenBank genome assembly. Lineage: Eukaryota; Fungi; Ascomycota; Eurotiomycetes; Eurotiales; Aspergillaceae.